Pygocentrus nattereri (red-bellied piranha) is the source of this 3646-nucleotide messenger RNA. RefSeq names its product chemokine (C-X-C motif) ligand 12b (stromal cell-derived factor 1) (gene cxcl12b). The record is from RefSeq and is a predicted model, not a curated record. Gene Ontology annotation, molecular function: chemokine activity; chemoattractant activity. Gene Ontology annotation, cellular component: extracellular region. Bases 141 to 437 code for a protein of 98 amino acids. Gene Ontology annotation, biological process: immune response; chemotaxis; axon guidance. The transcript is spliced from 4 exons. Lineage: Eukaryota; Metazoa; Chordata; Actinopteri; Characiformes; Serrasalmidae.
CUUAACACUCUGCCGAACUCUGAGGCUCCACACUGUGCUGGAAGAAAGCCGUGAGAAAGACAAAAGCUCUCGACACACUCGCGCACUCACACACUCACACACACACAAACGCGUCCCUCUCACUGACCAGCUCUCUCACUAUGGAUGUCAAAGUGCUGGCGGUGAUGGUGUUGCUGACGGUGGCCGUGAGGAGCCCGGAGACUGAUGCUAAGCCCAUCAGUCUGGUGGAGAGGUGCUGGUGUCGCUCGACCCUCAACACUGUCCCGCAGAGGAGCAUCCGCGAGAUCAAGUUCCUGCAUACUCCCAACUGCCCCUUCCAAGUGAUUGCCAAGCUGAAGAACAACAGGGAGGUCUGCAUCAAUCCCAAGACCAAAUGGCUGCAGCAGUACCUGAAGAAUGCCAUUAGCAAGAUAAAGAAGUCAAGAAAGCGCGAUUAGAGGAACGGUGUGAGGAGAGUUGGAGAACUGGUGUGUGUCUCUGACCUCUACAGAGCGAUAAAUCACAAGAGCACCUUCCUUACACACACACACACACACACACACACACACACACACACUCUCUCUCUCUCUCUCCAGACUGCUUGCACAAACAGCACUUCUAAAACCGCCUUUAUUUCUGCACCCAGCCGGACUGCAGCUCCAUCAAAACACCAACAAAAUGCCUCACACACAUUCACACACACACUCACACACACACUCACAGCAGCACUGUGCUUGAGACGUCACACCAGUGCAGGUGUGAUGUUGAACUGAGUGAGAGGAUCAAUUGUGAUUGUAAGAGACUGAUUUCUCCUGUCUUUCCCACUUAAAAAGAGCAAAAUGUGUGUCAGAUUUGUGCCUUUGGAUUUGUAUAAGCUGUGAAAGGAAACUGUUGAAAUGUUGAGUUACAAGGAUAUAUAUAUAUAUAUAUAUAUAUAUAUAUAUAUAUAUAUAUAUAUAGGAAGAGGAAAGGAGAGAAAUGUAUGGAGAGAGUGACAGAGAGAGAGAAAGACAGAAAACAGAUGGUCUGAGAGGAAGCAAGGGAGAGACUCGAGUCUAGGGACUAAAAACACGUCCGCCUGCUAACAGAAGACGCAGCCGCUAUGCUAACAGAGCGACGGACGACCACGCACACCCACACGCUGUCCACGGCGGCUAAAAUACACUGUUAAAGGAACAGUUUGGCAAUUUACACAGAUUUAGCCCAAACAUGGUCACUCAGCCAAGACGUGUUCGGUGUCUGAAGUUUGCUUCUUUUGCAGCUGCAAGGCUAAUGUAGCUAACAUGUGUAUCUUAGCAAUUAGCAUUGUGCAAACUGCAGACCUACAUCCUCAAAAACAAACACUUGCUUACAUGGUGUCUCCAAAAUCUCUGCUUGCGUCUUGAAAAUGCCAAUUAGCUAUCCAGUAGCAUUGAACGAGACUCAUUUAAUACCCAACCCGAACCAGAAAUAGUGCUAAGUCAAAUGGAGCAGGUUGAAGAUCGGCAGAAGGGGUCGUUGCAAAAAUGACAAAAAAAAAGGAUUUAUACAUCUGCACAUCUUCAUCUUCUUCAUUUAUCACUCAUAUUUAUUAUUAAUUUCUCAUUUCUAAUUACAUCUUUAAUAGCAAACAUGGCUAGCUAGUAAUAAAAUAAAAACUGACGAAAGCUCUUCAGUGUGACAGCCUUGGAAGUCAAUAUGCCUAAAAACUAAUGCUUAAUCUAAUCCUAGUCUGCUGUACAAGAUUCUUGAGGCGAGGUCCGCUGGUUUGACCCCUAAAUUACCACAGAUAUACACUUUAAUGUAACAUUUAUAGCUUGUCUUAGCAUCCUUGAGCUUAUAUGCAGGAGUUUGUACAUUAGCUCACAGUAACCGGCCCAUGACCGGCCAAUGACCGGCGUAUGUAAACAUCUGACCAUGACCAGACAUUUGCCCUCAGACAAAUUCCACCAUCGAGAUGACCAUUACUGCUGUCUAGCUAUGCAGCGUAGUUUAGCCCAGCAUCAAAACUAAAGCAGCGACCUUCAAACACCAAAAGUAUCUUGGCUUAUUGACAUUUGUGGUGAAGGGGAAAUGACAUCAAUGUGACUUUUCACUGAAUUAUUCCUUUAAAACCCAAAGCUAGUCUGGCUUUUUAAAAAUUGAUCACAUCCAACUCUCUUUUCAGUCACUUUUGAAGUACUUUUAGAUGAGUGCCACUGGGGCUCAAGUUCUAGCUGUGAGAAAUGGACUCAUUUCGACAUUUAGAAGCCUGUAGAAGUUAGAAAUCUGUAGCAGGUUCUUUUUUCCUGCAACUUUUGGCUGAAAUAGGGCCAAGUUGCUGCUUUAAAGUGACAGUUUGGAGGAAAAGUUCCACAGUUUCACACCUCAGAUGUACUCAAUCAGCCAAAACACGCUUUUGGGGCUGGAAUUUGCCAGAGCUAAAACGCUAAAGUAGCUAACAAGUAAUUCAAGCCUUUGUAGCGCCUGUUAGCAUCGCACUUAAUCACCACAGAGCUUCCUCAGAAUGUGUUGAGAUAUUAACGACAAAUGGACUUGCUUAUGUGGUUUCUGGCACUGUAUGUUCCCUACAAAAAUCGAGAAAAGUACAUCACGUAGCUAAAAACAUUAGCAACGGCUUGAAACCUGAAUUUUGUCUGCCAUUUUUGUAGUUAACAUUAAGUCAUACCGUGCUAGAAACCACAAGCGUGUUCAGAUUCCUUCACAACACGGUUUAAUACAACUGUGUGGUGUUUUAGGCAGGCAGUUAGCAGAAUGCUAACUGGUGCAGUGAAAGCUUGCGCUACUUAGCAACAUUAGCUUCAUAGCUCCAGUGCAAAACUAAAGAAGCCACCAAACAUGUGGUGUGUGAUCAUUUGGAGUGAGGUUAAAGUGAGGAUCUACCUGUGGGAAAGCCAUGCACUGACUUAGCUAGGCUUUUUUUUUCUUUAAAGAUGAAUAUAAGUCUGAAAUCAGUGCAUUCACCACGCGCAACGAAGACAAUGCAACUUUCACGUCAAUGCAAUCCACUCUGGGCAGCUGCUUCUAAAGCGUUAUACUGUGUAUAUGUCCUUAUAAACAGAGGCUUUAAUCUGUCGCAUUUCAACCACAGAGCAUAUUAUCGGUGAACUGAUCGAUGCGAUUAGUGUAAAAAUGAAGUGUAAGUAGCUGAAGUGUUUCAGCUGCUUACGAGCAGAUAUAUUUGUAAUGUGCUUUUAUUCACAAUCAGCUUUCAUGCAGACAGAAACUGAAUUGUGAUAACCAAUCCAACAUUUCAUUUUUAGCAUAUUUUAUGUGAAUGUUAAAGGGGAAUAUCAUUGUCUUGUCAACAUUUCUGCAUAAAUCAGCAGUAGCAAUGUGCCUGCUGUCGUUCAGAGUGGACUGAUUUGAAGUAUAGCGAAAUGCUCACUGUAGAGAAAUUUGCUGACUCUGAUUUCUUUACAGUGGUGGUGAUAGGAACCAGGGGUUUGUAGCCAUUUUUAUACACUAUCCUAUACGGCCACUGAGCUUACACAUGUCUUCUGAGCUUUUAUAAGUAACGCUGAUGAUGGGAAAAGAGUAGUAAACAUAAAAAAGUUUUCUUUAGAGGCAGAUGCCUGGUUCCUAUCACCACCACUGUAACACCACAGUUCUGGUGCAUUUCACAUCACUCUAAAUGACCUUUUAUGAAAAAUCAGGGCCCAAGAUCAGUACUAAAGUGAACGUGGAA